Messenger RNA from Ostrea edulis (European flat oyster), 390 nucleotides. RefSeq lists its product as uncharacterized. The transcript has 2 exons. NCBI's taxonomy places the organism in Eukaryota, Metazoa, Mollusca, Bivalvia, Ostreida, Ostreidae. The record is from RefSeq and is a predicted model, not a curated record. Bases 1 to 327 code for a protein of 108 amino acids.
AUGGAAAAAGCACUGACACAAAUGAAUGAACUUGAAGAAAAAAUUCAGGGAUAUCAGAAAAAAUACAAAAUUCAAGAACAGAAACUUGAAGCCCAGGCAGAAGAAAAUGAAGCACAGAGCGUAAAAAUUUCAGAACAAAGUGCAGUUAUCACAGGUCUACAGACCCCCAUUUGCACCAAAUUGUUUGGAAUAGAUAGCCGCGAUCAGACGGAGAUGGACACGUGUUUUUACUGCAUCGUCAUACUUAACCAAAUAGACUGUGACAAGGAUUCCAAAUGCGAAUUCAAUGACGGGAUCUGUAGACCAAUGAUGGGCGCCGGAAAAUAGAUCAUAUCAUAAAUAAUGGGCUCCGGAAAAUAUAACAUAGACAAUGAGCUCCAUAAAAUAUAU